Messenger RNA from Nematolebias whitei (Rio pearlfish), 1247 nucleotides. Its product is annotated as zinc finger protein 271. The record is from RefSeq and is a predicted model, not a curated record. The coding region runs from base 252 to 1247 and encodes 331 amino acids. Gene Ontology annotation, cellular component: nucleus. The transcript is spliced from 2 exons. Lineage: Eukaryota; Metazoa; Chordata; Actinopteri; Cyprinodontiformes; Rivulidae.
AAAAAAAAAGGCCGCACACGCGACAAAAUCCAACACCACGCGCACUCUUUGUUUAAUCCCGUUUGUUUUCGUGGUGUAAGAAGACGAACGCUCGAGUAAACGCACGUUUUCUCAGGAGGAAUGCGCUCGGAGCGUGAAGUGUUCAUCAGAUGUUAGUCGCAUCCUUUAUCCUCGGAGGCAGCGGCAGGGCCCAGCAGAUGGAAGCGCGCGGUUGACUCCCCCUGCCUCUUGCUGUGGUUGUAAAUGGCAGCAUGCUGGUUAAAGCUGGCAAAGACUCAGAGCUCUGCUCAGACUGUGGAUGCAGUUUGAGUCCCCUCCAUUCUGAGCCUGACCCGUCCAGCACAUCAGCUGCAGCAAAAGCCUCAGAUCGCCCUUCCAGAUGUCCAUCCUGCCAGGCAGGCAGCAGCCCCUCGAAUGGUCGGAGGUCCCACAAGCACCUGAACCCUCACAGCUGCACCCUCUGCACCAAAACCUUCAUCUCCUCCGCUCACUUGAACCUUCACCUGGCCUCGCAUGACAAAGAGAGGAAGUUUAGGUGCAACAUCUGUGGCAAGUUGUUCCAACAGUCCGCCCACCUCAUCGUUCACAAGUCGAUCCACAGCGGAGACAGGCCGUUUAAAUGCCCCGAGUGCGGGAAGACUUUUGGCCGGGCUUCGCAUCUUAAGACGCACCGGCGGCUCCACACAGGAGAGAAGCCUUUCAGGUGUAUCUACUGCAACAAGGCCUUCACCCAGAAGGCCGGGCUUCUGUCACACAUUCGCAUUCACACCGGGGAGAAACCGUUCGUGUGUGAACAUUGUGGCGCCAGGUUUCGCUCUCAGUCGCUUCUGCUCUCUCACAAGGCUCAAGAGGCCUCCGGGCAGGCGAAACCAGCACCUGUUCGUGCACCCACACUCAGCCAGCCUAAGGGAACACAAGGUAAUGCGGAGGAUCUGAAGUGUGGCGUCUGCUGCCGCACCUUUGUGCACUCAUCUUACAUCAGGCUGCACGUACGCCUCAAAAAAGGACAGCGUCCGUAUCACUGCAAGGUGUGCAACAAGACCUUCGUCAAGCUGGACACGUUCAUUAACCACUGUGACAAACACUUGAAAAAGAAAAACGAGCUCAAGUACAAAGUCGUGAAACCCCCCCUCUUUGUUCCGCUCUCCAGGUCUACAUCUCCUGAGACUUCGCCGGCUCAGUCCUUGUCCUCAGAGGUCAACACCUGCUCCAAAGCUAAAUCAAAGUCUUUUAAGACUGAGCCAUAG